AUUCUGGUUAGAUUCAUUACUGAGAGCUCUGAGACAGUUCUUGGUUAUCAAAGGAAUGUUGGCAUUCAGAGUUGUUAAAGACAAUGAGAAAUGAGUUUCUCCUUGAAGCAAUCAGAGGUUUCUAAAGAGUUCAAGACUUGAACUCUCUCCUUAGGUGUUUUAACAUUAUUUCAGAUCACCCAUGCACCUUCUAAAGCCCCAGUCCCAGAUUAUCUACAUCACUUUUUCCAGUGGAUUGCCUCCUGUUUUAUGUACACAACAAUCCCUGAGGGAGGACCUGUUACUGUUGUUUGGUCUGUGAGGAAACAGACUCUGAAGAAAGUGACAUGACAUAAAAUUACAGUAGAGUGGAUACUCCACUGCAGGGCUUCUCUGGCCUCAUUGUAAGUGUUAGUAAUAAAUUAAUGGUUAAGGGAGCAGUGGUGCCCACAGGGGGCUGCAGUGACAAGUAGAAAGUUAGCUGAGGAAACAUGUUUUGUGAUCCUAGAGCCCCAUGAAAUGUAGAUUUUGUUUUUUUAAAUUUUAGGGAGUUGGUAGCAUCACCGGAUGAUGUUUUAUAAUAAGGAUCAAAUGAGACUAUACCCAUAAAGGGUAUGGGUAUAGUCAAGGCCCAGCUCACUGCGAUCAAUCAGUAGUAUUGGGAAUGGAUUUAUAUGACAGGCUGAGAAGUUUCGUCAUUGGGGUGGUGGUGGAGAAGUUGAGUUCAUUUUGAACAGGCUGAAGGAUGAUUUGUUUUCCUUUGCACAGAGGAUGAAACUGAGACUUUGGAGAUUCAGUGACUUUUCUUGAGUUACCAAAGUUGUCUCUGCUGUUUGCUCCUGACCUCACCAAACAACUAUGUCAUCAGAAUCAAGCAAAAAACGAAAGCCCAAAGUCAUCCGAAGUGAUGGAACCCCAACUGAAGGAAAGCGUAAUCGAUCUGACACUGAGCAGGAAGGUAAAUACUACAGUGAGGAGGCUGAAGUAGACCUGCGGGACCCUGGCAGAGACUACGAGCUAUACAAGUACACGUGCCAGGAGCUACAGAGGCUCAUGGCUGAGAUCCAGGACUUGAAGAGCAGGGGAGGCAAAGAUGCGGCAGUUGAGAUUGAAGAUCGAAGGAUCCAGAGCUGUGUGCAUUUCAUGACUCUAAAGAAACUUAACCGAUUAGCCCACAUCAGGUUGAAGAAAGGAAGAGAUCAGACCCAUGAGGCCAAGCAGAAAGUAGACGCCUAUCACCUGCAGCUCCAGAACCUGUUGUAUGAGGUGAUGCACCUGCAGAAGGAGAUCACCAAAUGUCUGGAAUUUAAGUCAAAGCAUGAAGAAAUUGAUCUGGUCAGUUUAGAGGAGUUUUAUAAAGAAGCCCCUCCAGAUAUCAGCAAGGCUGAAGUCACCAUGGGAGACCCUCACCAGCAAACCCUUGCACGUCUGGACUGGGAGCUAGAGCAGCGGAAAAGGCUGGCAGAGAAGUACCGAGAGUCUCUGUCCAACAAGGAGAAGAUCCUCAAAGAGAUUGAGGUGAAGAAGGAGUACCUGAGCAGCCUCCAGCCUCGCCUCAACAGCAUCAUGCAGGCUUCCCUCCCCGUGCAAGAGUACCUCUUCAUGCCAUUUGACCAGGCUCACAAGCAGUAUGAGACGGCCAGACACCUGCCACCUCCUCUCUAUGUCCUCUUUGUUCAGGCCACUGCAUAUGGGCAGGCCUGUGAUAAGACAUUGUCUGUGGCGAUCGAAGGCAGUGUGGAUGAAGCCAAGGCUCUGUUCAAGCCUCCUGAAGACUCCCAAGACGAUGAGAGCGACUCAGAUGCUGAAGAGGAGCAGACCACGAAACGCCGACGACCCACACUGGGAGUUCAGUUGGAUGAUAAACGCAAGGAGAUGCUGAAGAGGCACCCACUCUCUGUCAUGCUCGACCUGAAGUGUAAAGAUGACAGCGUGCUUCACCUGACUUUCUACUACCUCAUGAACCUCAACAUCAUGACUGUAAAAGCCAAAGUGACAACUGCCAUGGAACUGAUCACCCCCAUCAGUGCAGGUGACUUACUGUCUCCAGAUUCAAUCCUGAGUUGUUUGUAUCCUGGGGAUCAUGGAAAGAAAACUCCCAAUCCAGCCAACCAGUAUCAGUUUGAUAAAGUUGGCAUCCUGACUUUGAGAGACUACGUACUUGAUCUUGGUCAUCCUUAUUUGUGGGUACAGAAACUGGGUGGCCUCCACUUCCCCAAAGAGCAGCCCCAGCACACAGUGAUCGCUGACCACUCACUGAGUGCCAGCCAUAUGGAAACCACUAUGAAACUGCUGAAGACCAGAGUGCAGUCCCGACUGGCCCUCCACAAACAGUUUGCAUCCCUGGAACAUGGCAUUGUGCCAGUUACUAGCGAUUGCCAGUACCUCUUCCCUGCAAAGGUUGUCUCUCGCCUGGUGAAGUGGGUGACUAUUGCCCCUGAGGAUUACAUGGAGCUGCAUUUCACCAAAGACAUUGUGGAGGCAGGGCUGGCUGGGGAUACCAAUCUCUACUACAUGGCACUCGUGGAAAGGGGCACAGCCAAACUCCAGGCCGCUGUGGUUCUGAACCCAGGUUACUCCUCUAUCCCACCCAUUUUCCAGUUGUGUCUGAACUGGAAAGGGGAGAAAACCAAUAGCAAUGAUGACAAUAUUCGGGCUAUGGAGAGUGAGGUCAACGUGCGCUACAAGGAGCUGUGUGGCCCCCGACCCAGCCAUCAGCUCUUGACUAACCAGCUGCAGCGGCUGUGCGUGCUGCUAGAUGUCUACCUGGAGACUGAGAGUCAUGACGACAGUGUGGAGGGACCUAAGGAGUUUCCCCAGGAGAAGAUGUGUCUGCGACUUUUCAGGGGUCCCAGCAGGAUGAAGCCUUUUAAAUAUAACCAUCCUCAAGGAUUCUUCAGCCACCGCUGACCUCCCACUCGGCCCACUGUUUCCCCUCAAGGCUCCUAAGUGCUGUACCACUGCUUUCUACUGUGGCCCACAUGUGGCUCUUGAUAGUCUCCAAAGACAGGUUUUGUUUCGUUUUCUGUUUAUGUCUAGCCUAUUAAAAUGUCACCUGAAGA
Molecule: messenger RNA, 3041 nt
Organism: Talpa occidentalis (Iberian mole)
Lineage: Eukaryota; Metazoa; Chordata; Mammalia; Eulipotyphla; Talpidae
Gene: THOC5
Product: THO complex subunit 5
Exons: 20
Coding region: 838-2889 (683 amino acids)
Biological process (GO): mRNA export from nucleus; positive regulation of DNA-templated transcription, elongation
Cellular component (GO): THO complex part of transcription export complex
Molecular function (GO): mRNA binding
Source: RefSeq, a predicted model, not a curated record